ACGACAUGCUGGCUUCUGGAAUCCUAGGGUGCUUCCACGGUAUCACCAAUACCUCACAGCUCCUUAACCCAGAUUAACCGAAACAAUGCCCUUUUUACACAUCUUCCACUUUUCGAGUGACAAUCCCCUGGCGAUUUCAUUCACUCUUCUCGCUUUGGUCGCCGUAGUUUAUACCGUAUACCAACGUCUACUCCCAUAUCCGUUGCCCGGCAUUCCUCACGACGCCAAAGCAGCUAGGCGCUUGCUGGGUGAUGCGCCCGACAUGUUGCGUGAGGUCGGCCAGACGCGCGAGCUCAACAAAUGGCUGUCGAAGCAAGUGGACAAGUUCCAAGCGCCCCUGUGCCAAGUCUUUGUCGAGCCGUUCUCCAAGCCCUGGCUGCUUCUGGCCGACCCAGUUGAGGCGCAGGACAUCAUGAUGCGUCGCCCCGAGUUUGACCGAUCCAGUUUUAUCACGGAUGGUCUAGCGCCACUGGACGGCUUCCACGCACGCAUGAAGACAGGAAGUGACUGGAAGACUACGCGCGCCUGGCUGCAGGAUCUUAUGGGACCAAGUUUCCUCAACAACGUCGUCGGCCCACGCAUGUACCUCAACUCGCUUCGACUCAUCGACUUGUGGAAACUCAAGGUUCACGUGGCUAGCGGCCGGCCAUUUGAUGUUAACGAGGACCUGGAUCACAGUGCUCUUGACGGUAUGCUCUCGUUCGUAUUUGACCAGCAUUUUGAGCAUACAGCCCUGGGACCACAGACGGAAGCAGUGUCACGCUUGGAUCCCUCGACCUUAGAGAUGGGACUAAAUGGCGAGGUGUACUUUCCAAGCGAGCCCCUGGACGACUUCAUCUCAGCACUAUACGAGACGGUUGACGCCAUUGACAAGGUAACGAAAUCGGUGUCUCCGCAGCUGGCCAUGUGGUGGAUUCGCCAAACGCCAAGAUAUCGCAAAGUGACAGCUACUAAGAGGAAAGUUAUCCGGGAGCAGAUUCGCGGUGCCCUCCAGAGGUUAGAUACACCAAGCGAGUCUAGAACAGCUAUUGAGCACAUGAUGCUACGGGAGAGAAAGGCUGCUGAAAAGCAAGGUCGGAAACCGAACUAUGAGAAUCCUACAUUAAUAGAUGAGAUUGCUGGUCAGUUUAUUGCUGGUUUACACACGACAAGCACUACACUCGCUUGGACUUUUAUCUACUUGACGCGAUUGCCUAAAAUCCAAACAAAACUUCGCAGCGCACUGCACGAUGCCUAUGCCGAGGCGCGUGCAGAAGACCGUAUACCCUCGCUCGCUGAAGUCACCAAGACUCGGGUCCCGUACCUUGAGGCUGUUCUAGAGGAAGCCCUGCGGCUCCAUGCGACCAGUUUGGCGCGCCAGACAAAUUGUGACACUGUGGUACUCGGCCAUCACAUCCCAAAGGGCACCAAUGUGAUUCUGAUUGCAAACGGGCCUGGAUUUCAUAUCCCGUCACUGGUUGUUGAUAGCGCGAAGCGCAGCCCAACAGCCAAAUCUGCUACCGGUUGGGAUGAGACUCGGGAUUUGCGUUUAUUUGAUCCAGAACGAUGGCUUGUCAAGGGUGCGAAUACGGGUGAGGGAGUCGUCUUUGAUGCAAAUGCGGCACCGCAGAUUGCUUUUGGAAUGGGCCCGCGCAGCUGUUGGGGCCGCAGGUUGGCGUAUCUCGAGCUGCGCAUGGUGGUAACGCUGGUAUUUUGGAAUUUUGACCUGCUGGAUGUUACGCCUGUCUUGGCUGAUCCUAAGGCCAGCUACGGCAUUGUGCAUAGAGCCGAUCAGUGUUAUCUGAGGUUAAAGAUUAGAGAGUAGAGUUAUUGGAUUCAAACUAUGUUUUCGUUGGAUUAUAUGAAUAUUCGGGCUUAGAUCUACGACGUUAUACUCACUCUGUAGUCAACUUGUACGAGACACUUGCAUGAUGGUACCUCAUAGAAAUACUUAGUAUUAUUAGGCC
This is a messenger RNA of [Torrubiella] hemipterigena, 1946 nucleotides long. Lineage: Eukaryota; Fungi; Ascomycota; Sordariomycetes; Hypocreales; Clavicipitaceae. The record is from the annotation of a GenBank genome assembly.